AUGGGUGUUUUGGUGAUGUUUUGGCUAUUUUUCCUUGGAAUUGUUGCACAGCAUGCUGUGCAAGGUGAUCUGAACGUGAGUGUGUACACGGUCACAUCUAAGAGCGCCGUGCUGAAAUGGAACAAAUACACCGGUUCAGCCUCGUACAGACUCACAGCGUCGCCUCGUAACUCUCCAGAUCCAUCGGUGUUCAGCAGCUUCAGCCAGAACACCAUCAUGGGCUCCAUCAACACUCUGUCCCCCAACACCGCCUACAGGUUUCAGGUGGAAGCUCUGGACAGCUCCAUGAGCGUGCUGGCUCAGACUAGUGUGGAUGGAUCCACAGCUCCUGAUAUCCCAACCAUCAUAGCAGCCUCCUCCAAACAGAGCCAGAGCAUUACAGUGGAGUUUAUGGAAGUACCAGGAGCCUCCUUCUACAUCCUGCGUGCCGAGACCAGCGAUGGCUCUAUCUACUCAGAGAUGCCUGUACCGGGAUCUCCAGGAACGCUGCCUGGCCUGCAGCCCUACACCGACUACACGCUCAGCGUCCUGUCUGUCAACGGCGGUGGCAGGAGCCAGCCUUCCUACUCGGUCCGAGCAAAGACAGUGUUACCAGCUCCACUGUUGAACAGCACAUCACUCAGUAACAGCAGCAUUUUAGUGAACUGGGCUCAGGUCCCGUCUGCCGUGCUAUACAGCAUCAGCAUCAUUCGCAACGGUUCGUACCAACAGAGCCGCCUAAACACCACCAACACCAAUGUGGCCUUCAGCAACCUGGAACCUGGGACCUACUACUGCAUCAAGGCCAAUGCCUGGAGCUCAGAAAGUGUGCCUGGGGAUGAUUACACUAUCUGUCAGAUCACCCGUUCAUCCACUCCUCAGUCCGUUCUACUAGUGACAACAAAGGUAAAUGACUUGAUGGGUCUGUCAGUGUCCUGGUCCCCGGCACAGGGAGCCAAUCAAUACGUGGUUGAGAGCUCAUCUGGGCUGAAUUGCUCGACCGGGUCGACUACCUGCACACUGAGUCCGCUGAGCUGUGGACAGAUUCACUACAUCUCCAUUACCGCCAUCAACGAGGCUGGACCCAGUCAACGAUCUGACCAACAACGCUACGUUACAUUCCCGUGCCCGCCAGAGCCGGUCCGUGUGAACGAUCUCGGUAACGGCAGCUGUUCAGUGUCGUGGAACUCGGUGUCCUACGUGGACUACUACACCACCUUCAUCAAGAGAGACGAUGGAAUUGAGGAGAUGUGUAACUCCACGGGAACCUCAUGUGACUUCAGCUGUCACUGCGGCUACUCCUACAUCAUGAGCGUUUUCGCCAACAACCAAGCUGGCGCCAGCACUCCCGGACCAGUCCUAAACCAAACAACAUUGCCCUGCUGUCCGGAGAACGUGGUGGUGUCUGACAUUUCCUGGGAGUCGCUCAUGAUAACGUGGACGGCGGUACGUGGGGCGGACAUGUACGAGACCCAGGCUGUGAACUCUCCUGACCGUGCGGUGUUGUGUAACGACACGUCACCUGUCUGUGUGCUCUCCGAUCUGGCCUGCAACACCAGGUACAGCGUCCUCGUCUCUCCCUGCAACGAACCACGUGGGUGUAACCGCUCCUGUAACCCACGGAUACAAGAAACAGUUCCUUGUAUGCCUGAGAUCACGCGUAUAAUUCAGAAGAACUCCUCGAGCGCCAACAUCACCUGGACAUCCUCAAACAGCGCUGCCAACUACACGGUCAGCGUGAUUGGAUCAGUGGGCCCUCCUCUGACCUGUCAAUCAGACGGGACAUCCUGUCAGGUAAACGGACUGUCCUGCGGUUCCUCCUACAAGUUCAGCGCCAUCGCCUCUACAGCAGCUGGAGUGAGCAUGCCCAGUUACAGCAUGCCCUUCGAAACAGCUCCGUGUUGUCCAGACAGUCUCAGCGUGACUCAGGUAACCCAGGCGAUGAGUAACGUCUCCUGGUCACCUUCUCAGGGAGCCCAGACCUUCAAGGCAUCGCUGAGUUCAUCACGGGGCGAUGCCCAAUGUCACACCACACAGACCAAGUGCAUGAUGGGCUGCAUCACCUGUGGAACGAACUACACCGUCCGGCUGGAGGCGAUCAGCUCUACGGGACAAAAAGCACAAUGCACCUACCACGGCUUUUCCACCAGUGAGUGCUGUCCGUCUGGGAUUCGCCUCUACAGGCGCUUUAAUAACACCCUGCGGGUGUGGUGGAGGUCGUCCGCCUCCCUCAGUAACUUCACUGCUCAGGUGACGGGUGGAAGCAGGAACCACUCCUGCAGCCCCGCCCCGGGACAGAGCAUGUGUGAUGUGUCGGAGGUCACGUGCGGCGACGUGUACUCGGUCGUGGUCGCACCCAUCAACCCGGACGGGACGGUGGUCCAGUUCUGUUCUAGCAGGAUUUACUCUGUGUAUUGCUCGGGCAGUGAUGUUGGGAUGGUACUCUAUCGAGGCAAGAGAAGUGUGGAUUAGCAAAUGAUAUACAGGAAACGACACAAGUGAGCACCAAUGCACUCUGUAUGUAACAUCCUUGUCCCCCAAAAACCUCCACUUUUAAACCAAGCACAGAAAACAACACAGAACACCCAACCCUCCUGACGUAUUCUAACAUUGAUUAUGAUGUGUGAAUAAGUAACUUAAUAAUGAACCAACUUUUAAAUGAAUUUAAAAUCAUUUCAAGCCAUUAAAUCUCUGCACUCAGUGUUUCGUUGUAUACAAUCACUACAGUGAAAGUCAAUGCAUAAAUUUUUUUAAAUGGCAUGACUCCUAAAUGCCUCUGAAGUCAAAAAUAAUUGUUAUAAACCAGGACGUAAAAUAUUCAGGUUUUCCAAAUGAUCUCAGGAAAAACAGCCAAAUAUUUUUACCUAAAGAGAGGAAAGUUAUUUUCUUCAUAAAGUAGAUUUGCAUCAUGUAAAAAGGUCCACUUAUAAAAUGAUAUGUUUUAUCCUUAUGUUUUAAAUCACUAUCAGUUUAAAUCUGAUGUAGACUCUUCAUACGUUUGACACCAUCACCAUUGUUUUACUGAAUGCUUUGAAUUGUUUAACUUGCUUUGAAUGUGAUACAACAAUUCUGGAUGUAUCUAUAGAUAAUAAA
This is a messenger RNA of Trichomycterus rosablanca, 3072 nucleotides long. Its product is annotated as fibronectin type III domain-containing protein 7-like. Bases 1 to 2451 code for a protein of 816 amino acids. Gene Ontology annotation, molecular function: protein binding. The transcript is spliced from 14 exons. Lineage: Eukaryota; Metazoa; Chordata; Actinopteri; Siluriformes; Trichomycteridae. The record is from RefSeq and is a predicted model, not a curated record.